Molecule: messenger RNA, 1246 nt
Organism: Cetraspora pellucida
Lineage: Eukaryota; Fungi; Glomeromycota; Glomeromycetes; Diversisporales; Gigasporaceae
Source: the annotation of a GenBank genome assembly
GUCCCCAUUUAACGAUACUGGCGAUGGAGUUGAAGAUUGUAAUAGCAAAGAAGUUCAGUCUAUGGCGUCAAAAUUUCUUGCAAUGUUAAAUUUAUGUUCUGCAAUCCCUGCCAUAUUUAGAGCAGGUCCAUAUGGUUCGCUAUCAGAUCGAAAAGGUCGUCGUAUUGUUCUGCUUUUACCCACUAUCGGCGCCGUCAUAACAGCGUUUUAUGCCUAUGCCACAGAUUGUACACAUAUAGAGCGUAGGAACAUAGUAUUUUCUCGAUUACAAUCUGCGCUAUUUAUGGGAUUCGCGAUUGGCCCUUUAUUGGGUGGUCUAAUUCUUAAGUUUACAGACAAAUCACUUUCUAAAGAAACUAGUGAUAAGAAUAUUUUAUACCAAAAACAAAUGAAGGAUGCAUUAAAAAGGAAAAGUAAGCAUUUUAUAUGGAUCUGGCACAUAAUUGAUAUGUUUAAAUCUUUGCUUUUAUUUUUUCCGCGUAAAACUAGAAUUCAGAAUGAUAAUUAUGCAACAAUACAACAAUUAAGAGAAGCAGAAAACGUAUCUAAAGUGAUCAACAUGACAUUGGCAGGAAAAUAUUCAUUGUUAAUAUAUGCAUGUAUACAGACUGUUCGUUCAAUUGCCUUUAUGGGUAGUCAAACUUUAUUUUUUUUAUAUACUGCGAAAAAGUUUAGUUGGACUGCGGUUGAACAAGGAUACUUUUUUUUUAUGAUGGGAGCGAUACGAUCUAUAAUUUUAUUAGUUGUCAUACCAUUAGUUGCAAAAUAUUUUAAGAUUGUUAACGAUAAAAAGGACGAAAUGGGUGAUAAUGCGCCAACUUCAUUAACAGAUAAUGAAGUUGAUGACUUUGAUGAGACAAAAAUGCGAAGAUUGAUGAAUUUUGAACUUUGGAUAACAAGAAUUGGUUUAUUUACUGAAGGCGUGGCCUAUAUCGGAUACAUGUUGGCUUCAUCUGGUGCCAUAUUCGCAACAGCUAUUGCUUUUGCAUCUGUCGGUGCAGUAGCGAGUCCAUCACUGACAUCUUUAUACACAAAAUAUAUUCCAGCUUCACAAGUAGGUGAAUUGAUGGGUGCCCUAAGUUUACUAGAUGCAAUCUUGCGUGUAGUUGGGCCUACUACUUUUGAUCUAUUAUAUAGUGCACUAGUUCUUAUUGAUCCUCGUUAUGUUUGGCCUUGUUUUACGGGGAUACUUCUUUUCGGAUGUUUAUUGACAUUUGGAGUUAAUCCAAAAUUAAAAAGUGGAGAG